Molecule: messenger RNA, 1605 nt
Organism: Candida dubliniensis CD36
Lineage: Eukaryota; Fungi; Ascomycota; Pichiomycetes; Serinales; Debaryomycetaceae
Gene: GIT2
Product: Git2p
Exons: 1
Coding region: 1-1605 (534 amino acids)
Biological process (GO): transmembrane transport; carboxylic acid transport
Cellular component (GO): plasma membrane
Molecular function (GO): carboxylic acid transmembrane transporter activity
Source: RefSeq, a predicted model, not a curated record
AUGGCUUCUAGAGAUUUACCUCAUUCAUUUAAUGAGCUUGCCUUUGGAUGGUCUAAACAUCUUAAAGAAGAAAUCAUUGUUAAUAAAAAUUCUCAACAAUUAGUUGAUGAAGAUUUCCAACCUGAUGAAGAUAUCACUAAAGAAACUAAAGUCAAAUUUGAUAAUUUAUGGCCAGCAUUUGCUUCAGGAGCUGGGUUAUUUGCUGAUGGUUAUGUCAAUAAUUCUAUUGGUAUUGUUUUAGCUUGUUUGAAAAUUCUUUAUGGUGAUGAAUUUACAAAAUCAAAUGCUAUUAGUAAUAUUGGAUCAAUUGGAUUUGUUGGUACUGUUGUUGGACAAUUAAGUUUUGGUUAUAUUUCUGAUAGAAUUGCUAGAAAAGGAGGAAUGAUGACAGCUAAUAUUAUGUUGAUUGUUUUCACUUUAUUAUGUGCUGUAGGAUCUUGGGGUACUACUAUUCAAGGGUUUUUCGCUUGUCUUACAGUUUGGAGAUUUUGUUUAGGUGUUGCCAUUGGUGCUGAAUAUCCAACUUCUUCAGUUAUUGCUUCGGAAUUUGCUAAUCAAUUACCUUCUGGUAAAAGAAAUAGAUAUUUCAUUUGGUUUACAGGGUUUAUGAUUGAUUUUGGAUUUGUGGUUUCUGCUUUUGUUCCCUUUGUGUUAUUAUGGAUUUUUACUGAAAAACAUUUACGAGCAUUAUGGAGAGUUUCUAUUGGAUUAGGAGCCAUUCUUCCAACAGCUUUAUUUUUCAUUAGAUUGAAAAUGAAAGAUUCAAGUUCAUUUGAAAAAUUACAUAUGAAAAAUGUUAGAUAUAGAGAUUAUCCUUGGUGGUUAAUUGUUAAAUUUUAUUGGUUUAGAUUGACUAUUGUUUCAAUGAUUUGGUUCAUUUAUAAUUUUUCAGUUUAUUCAUUUGGUACUUUUAAUGCCAUUAUUUUGGGUCAAAUUAUUCCUGAUGCCCCAUUAUGGCAACAAUGGGGAUGGUCAGUCGUUUUCAAUUUAUUUUAUAUUCCAGGUUCAUUCCUUGGUGCCUUUUCUGCUGAUUACCUUGGUCCAAGAUUGACAUUAGCCAUUGGGGUUGGAUUACAAGGAAUUAUUGGAUUUAUCAUGUCUUCUUGCUUGAAUGGAUUAAGAAAACAAGUUGCAGCAUUCACUGUUGUUUUCGGUAUAUUUGCCACAUUAGGUGAAUUUGGUCCUGGUGGUAACAUUGGAUUAUUAGCUUCUAAAACAUCUGCUACUCCAAUUAGAGGUCAAUAUUAUGGUAUUGCUGCUGCUAUGGGUAAAAUUGGUGCUUUUGUUGGAACAUGGAUUUUCCCCGCCAUCCAAAGAAGAUACGCUAGUAAAACUAACCCAGAUUUGGAAUUACAGGUUCCAUUUUAUCUUUCCUCAGGGUUAUGUAUUUUCAGUGCCUUAUUGACAUUCUUUUUGUGUCCUCAUGUUGGACAAGAUGCCAUUAAUAGAGAAGAUAAAGAGUUUGUUGAUUACUUACAAAAGAAUGGAUUUGAUAUUAGUAAAUUAGGUGAAGACACCAGUUCUGUUGAAAUUGAUGUUGUGAAAGAUACAGAUUCAGCUGAAAAAAUUAGUGAAACUAUCGAUGUUGGUCAAAAAUUAGCUUAA